AUGUCUUCUUCACAAAGAUUCGUUGAAGAUCCUGUGCGACUUGUUCGUGAGUGGAACUUGGCGCAGCUUCAAUUGCAGCCAGGCCUACGAUUGGAUGAAAAGUUUUCUGUCCUUCACAAGCCAGACCUUGGUCAAAAGGGCCGGGUGACAGUAGUAAGCGGAGGAGGUAGUGGGCACGAGCCUGCUCAUUCGGGCUAUGUCGGAGAAGGCAUGCUUGAUGUUUCUGUCACUGGAGCUGUAUUUGCCUCCCCAAACGUGCGACAAGUCCAGCGCGGACUUGAGCUGGCUGCCUGUCCCAAAGGCACAAUUUUGAUUGUCAAAAACUACACAGGCGAUAAGCUGAACUUUGCACUCGCCGCUGAACAGUUCAAAGCCUCUACGGGAAACGAUGUUAGGAUGGUGCUGGUGAGCGACGAUGUCGCGGUGGGCCGGACACGCGGCAAAUUCGUCGGCCGUCGUGGACUUGCGGGCACAGCUAUUAUGCACAAAAUUGCCGGUGCCGCAGCUGAAAGAGGAUUUGAACUGGAUGGCAUCGUUCGGCUCUGUGACGAGAUCAUUUCGCCAAACAUGGGUACCAUCGGUGUCUCCCUUGCGCCCUGUGUCAUUCCUGGUCAGUCUGCAGACUUCACUGACCAGUCGAAUGAUAUCAAACUGGGAAUGGGUAUUCACAAUGAGCCGGCUAUUGGCAGUUUACCCCAAAGCACCUCUAUGGAGGAAGUCAUCAGACGGAUGCUUGAUCUUUUGCUGAACCCAAACGAUGAGGAACAUGCAUUCUUGGGUGUGAAUUCUGCACACCCCAGCCGCCGAGUUGUCUGCUUGAUCAAUAAUCUUGGAGGCUUGUCGUCUCUCGAAACUGGCGCUUUGACUUCUAUGGUGACCUAUCAGCUCAAGAGCACAUACAGUAUUGUUCCCUGUCGCACAUUCUCUGGCACAUUCCUUUCUGCCCUUGAUGGACGAGGGUUCAGUAUCACCAUACUCAGUCUCGAUGAAUCGGAAGACGCCUCGAUGAUAUUGAACCUACUUGAUGAGCCUACAACGGCAAUAGGUUGGAGCCCCUCGAUUCCCUCCAGUCAAUGGACUCGCCAAUCGAGCUCUAUUACAAAGUCGGUCGGUACACUUAACGGGGUUGAGCGGCAAAUCGAGCUCUCAGUUCCUUGUAACCCGAAUCUGUUCACAAAAAUAAUAGAUGGCAUAUUCCAUGAAGUCAAAGUUCAGGAGCCGACAAUUACGCAAUAUGAUAUCGUGCUUGGAGAUGGCGACUGUGGAACCACUCUUCUCACGGGAGCAUCGGCCGUGAGAAGUGCUUUAUUCGAAGGGAACAUCAACCCUGCUGACCUCUCGCACGGGAUGCUGGUGCUUGUCGAGGUUGUCACGAAUGCGAUGGGUGGUACUUCAGGUGCCAUCUACGGGAUUUUCUUGGCAGCAUUUGCCGCAGUUUUAAGCAGGUCUUUUGUUGAGAGUGAGGGAAUUACGGUGCAGUACUUCUCGCGUGCUCUCAGUCAGGCUUUGGAAUCCCUGAUGCGAUUUACCGGUGCCCGGAUUGGUGACCGUACGCUGAUGGAUGCACUUAUUCCGUUCGUCGAAGAGUUUGAACGCUCUGCAGAGUCAAUGAGCGGUAUCCCGGCCAUGAAAGCAGCCAUGGCAGCAGCAGUUGCUGGUUGCGAGGCUACACGGCAUUUCGAGGCGAGGUACGGACGCUCUACUUACGUGAACAAGGGACAAGGAGUGGGAAAUGGCAAUGGAGAGACAAGUUGCCUUCCUGACCCGGGUGCCUGCGGUAUCAUUGCGGUGCUUAAUGGAGUUAUGAAGGCAAUGGAUUCUUGA
Molecule: messenger RNA, 1824 nt
Organism: Penicillium olsonii
Lineage: Eukaryota; Fungi; Ascomycota; Eurotiomycetes; Eurotiales; Aspergillaceae
Source: the annotation of a GenBank genome assembly